AUGAGCGGCGCGCCGCCCCGCCGGCAUGCACAGACUGCGCACCACCUUCACGCGCUCCCGCACGCCCACGCCAGCAGACAUGAAGACGCAGAGCAGCCUCGAGGUGCCGAAGCAGAUCCAGUUGGAGGCAGCGCGAGGGCCGGGCGGCGGCGGGCUGCUAGCCGCUCCUUCGACUCCGCCGGCUCCGAUGACUCCGGAACUUACCUCGAGGUUCCGCGUCUUUGGUCCAGACGCAGAUCUGGUAAGGGCACGCCGCCACCAUGCGUGCACUGCCGGCACAUGGAGACGUGGCUGGCUCGGCGGAGUGAGGAGCGCGCUACGCCCGAGCGCCCGCCCGCCUCCUCCUCCGCCGAGGAUGAUGAUGACGAAGACGAUAGUGAAACCGACUCACCGAGGGUUCUACUAGCCCCGGUACCAUCACCCAGAACAUUGCUCCCGGCGCCACAGUCGCCGCCGCCCUCACCCGGCGCACCGUCAUUCGAAUUACAACCGCCAACCGAUGAACCACCUAUUCUACCACAAAGACGAAAGUCCAUAUCGAGGCAGGAAGCUUUCUUUGUUGAACCGACUGGAAGUUCUUUAGAAAACGUUAGAGCGUCUGAGCAGGAUGCCAACGAUUCUGCCAGAGAUACUUUCGUGCACGACAUAUACCUCGCCGUACCAGAGUUAAAACGUGACCGCGCCGCGUCUGUCGAUUCGUGUUUCUCGAAAGUAUCGGGUGGAGCUCGCGCGGAGGAACUCAGCGGCACUGGUGAUUCGCUGACAGUGCCCGGUAAUAACUUACGUUCACGAUCCGUGGAUAUUGUGCUACCUACCGCUGAGCAGAGCCGUUACAAAGCGCUCGCGUUGACCUCCUCGCAGGCGCCGGCACCCCUACAACACCAGGGACCUCAAGAAGCUGAUGUUAUUAUCCUACAACCUCUUGACGAAAGAAAGCAGUUCAUGGUCACCAUCGUCUUCUUUUCAUAG
Molecule: messenger RNA, 969 nt
Organism: Papilio polytes (common Mormon)
Lineage: Eukaryota; Metazoa; Arthropoda; Insecta; Lepidoptera; Papilionidae
Product: eye-specific diacylglycerol kinase-like
Exons: 4
Coding region: 1-969 (322 amino acids)
Source: RefSeq, a predicted model, not a curated record